Cylicostephanus goldi is the source of this 1437-nucleotide messenger RNA. Lineage: Eukaryota; Metazoa; Nematoda; Chromadorea; Rhabditida; Strongylidae. The record is from the annotation of a GenBank genome assembly.
GACCCAUGGGCGUCAAAGCAACAAGUGGUUGAAGACUCACCGAGGAAGCAAAAACAGACGCACAUUCAGACUAAAUCCAACGAAGAGCUCGAAGAACUCCGACAACGACGUCGGGCUAGACGUAAACGUCGAAAGAAGCGCAUGAGACGAAACACUGCAACCCAAUUUAUAUCGUCAUCUCGCAUCAUUGAUCCUUUGUCUAAUGAGAGUAUUAACCCUAAGAUGAUAAAGGCUGAGUUGUUGUCAGCAGUAGAACGUCUUGGACCUUCACUACCACCUAACACUCUUGAUCUACUUAUAGAUCAGCUAGGAGGGCCUGAAUAUGUUGCUGAGAUGACCGGAAGAAAAGGUCGAAUAGUCACAAGAGAAGAUGGUGAGGUUGAAUAUGAACUGCGACACGCGGGUGCCGAUGUUCCAUUAGAACUUAUGAACAUGGAUGAAAAGGACAAGUUUAUGAAGGGCGAGAAGAAGAUCGCUAUAAUAUCAGAAGCAGCAUCUAGUGGAAUUUCUCUGCAGUCUGACCGAAGAGCGCAAAACACUCGUCGUCGCGUCCACAUCACGCUGGAAUUGCCUUGGUCUGCGGACAAGGCUAUACAACAAUUCGGUCGCACACAUCGUUCCAAUCAAGUUAGCGCUCCAGAGUAUGUUUUUCUCAUCUCGGAACUUGCUGGAGAAAAACGAUUUGCGUCCAUUGUUGCGAAACGACUAGAAUCGCUUGGUGCAUUAACGCAUGGUGACCGGCGAGCUACUGAAACUAGAGAUUUGUCGCAAUUCAAUCUGGACAAUCGUUAUGGUCGUGACGCUUUGGAAGUGCUACUUAAAUCUGUCAACGGAGCGCUUUCUCCGCCAUUGAUUCCUCCACCAGCAGAUUACAAGCCUGGUGACUUCUUUCAAGAUAUGCGUCUGUACAUGGAAGGUGUCGGCCUGUUGGCGAAGCAGCCAAAUAAUACCUACACGAUAGAACGUGAGGCCGCGACGAUAUCUAAGUUUCUCAAUCGCAUACUUGGUAUCCCUGUACAUGCUCAAAACGCCUUGUUCCAAUAUUUCACUUCAAUUGUCGCUGAAUUGAUAGCACAAGCGAAAUUGGAUGGCACUUAUGACAUGGGUAUCAUGGAUUUGGGGACUGGUGGAGAUCAAGUUCGUAAACUGGAAACUCGCGUGUUUGUUGGAAGAGCAGAGAAGGGCGGUUUUCGUGUUGAAAUGCAAAAGAUUGGCGUUGAGAGGGGACUUUCAUGGGAUGAGGCUUACGCUUUGUACAAAGAGCAUAACUCGGAUGAGGAUGGCUUUUAUGUCUCAAAUAAUGCAAAUGGUGGUCGUCAAGUGGCUGUCUUGGUUUAUGGUAUAGGAAAGCGUCGUUUUGACAAUGGAGCACGAUUAUAUGCCGUCACUCGUCCCUCUAUUGGGAGAUCACCAAAACUAAUCACCAUGGCGGAAAUU